This is a messenger RNA of Adineta ricciae, 657 nucleotides long. The record is from the annotation of a GenBank genome assembly. NCBI's taxonomy places the organism in Eukaryota, Metazoa, Rotifera, Eurotatoria, Adinetida, Adinetidae.
AUGCAAAGGGCACACAGUGAAGCACCGCUUCAACAAGAAUACUUCGAUAGAUACAGUUCUGGAGCUCCUAUAAACUGGGACAUCGGUCGACCACAGUCCGCUGUGGAACGUCUUGUUCAAAGUGGUUUCUUUUGGGGUCGUGUUCUUGAUGUUGGCUGUGGUUUUGGUGAUAAUGCUCGGUGUAUUGCUCAACAAUCACAACCGAAAAGUCCUAUUCACGUUGUAGCUACUGAUUUCGUGCCUAAGGCAAUUGAAAUGGCCAAGGAACGAACAAAUCAAAGUGAUUUUCCUAAUUUGACCUACAUGGUUUUAGAUGCACUCAAAGAAGAUGAACAAGAUGAUCUGGGACAAUUCGAUUUUGUACUUGAUUCAUGUCUCUUCCAUGGACUGUCCGAUGAAAAUAGACAAAUCUACAUACGUCAACUUCGCCGAUGGUUGAAGCCACAAGGUAUCCAUGUGCAACUAGCAUGGAGUGAAAAGGAAACAUUGGAUCGACCACGUGGUCCACGAAAAAUCACGAAAGCGGAACUUCAACAAUGGUUCUCUGUCGAUAAUGGAUGGCAGAUUCAAACCAUUACCGAUGAAAUCAUUGAUAAUAUUCCUGCUCUCAUGGGUGGACGUUCAAUUGCAUAUCUCUCAAUAAUCCAAAAACUAUGA